Molecule: messenger RNA, 2748 nt
Organism: Thalassophryne amazonica
Lineage: Eukaryota; Metazoa; Chordata; Actinopteri; Batrachoidiformes; Batrachoididae
Gene: sestd1
Product: SEC14 and spectrin domains 1
Source: RefSeq, a predicted model, not a curated record
CCACUGAGUCUGCGCAGAACAAGUCGAGCCGCAGAUUUUAAUGUUGUUUUCUUUAAUCGGUACAAAGUGAUCGAAGAUCAAACCGAUAGUCAGACCAAUCGAACUACAGCUGGGAGAAGAGUUCGGUCCAAUGCUGUCCGUCUGACGCUGAGGACUGUCAUCGCCAUGGAAGCGACGAGUAUCCUCUCUAUCCUGAAGAAGAAGCUGGCCUUCCUGUCAGGUGGUAAAGACCGGCGCAGUGGUCUGAUCCUGACUAUUCCUCUGAGUUCGGACCAGACCAACAUGGAGGAGCUGAGUUCCACGCUGGACUACCUCCUCAGCAUCCCCAGCCGACCGGUCAGAGCAUCUGCCUCUCUUGCUGGAGAUCGUGACUUCAUGUCCUGCGUGGAGGGAGUGGGAGGAGUCAAACACAACAACACAAAGCGGUACAGUUGCAACACCUACAUUCAUUUGAUUCAUGUGGUCACCUGGCUACAGGGUCCAGGUUCUGAGCUGCUGAAGACUCAGCAGGCCAUCGGGGACUCAACGCGAGCUGCUCAGGCGCUGCAGCAGAAACAUGAGGAGAUUGAGAGUCAGCACAGUGAGUGGUUUGCAGUUUUUGUGGAGCUGAACCAGCAGAUUGCUGCUUUGCUCAGCGGCAGUGAAGAGGAUGAAGUAGCGGAGUUGAAGGCCUUGCAGCAACAGCUGAGUGACGUUUGCUACCGCCAGGCGGCUCAGCUGGAAAGCCGGCAGAACGUCCUGCAGGCGGCACACGGCUUCCACUGCGCCACACAGGAGCUGUCCCAGCAGCUGGACGGUCUGCUGGGCACGCUUUGUGCCGAUGUGGCUCCGGCUGACGGAGCGUCCAUUCAGCAGAACCUAAAGUUGUUGGAGGAGAAGCUGCAGACUGUCGAGGCGGGUCUUUCUUCUCUGCGUCAGAGGGGUGCGCUGUUGCUGGAGCAGAUGUGCAGCCAGCCGUCACGGUCUCUGGAGGAGACGGAGAGUCCAGCCGGCGAGCAGCAGGAGAACGUUCAGCACAUCCAGGCGGUGAUGGACGAGAUGCAGCUCCGCAAACAAAGGUGUGAGGACAUGGUGGAUGUAAGAAGACAAAUGCUUCAGAUGGUCCAGCUCUUCAAAUGUGAAGAAGAUGCAUUGCAGGCGGUGGAGUGGCUCAGCGAGCUGCUGGACGCCGUGUUGAAGACUCACAUCAGACUGGGAGAUGACUCUCAGGAGACCAGGGUCAUGAUGGACAAACACAGGAAGUUUGUAGAAGGGCUCAGAAGCACGUACGAUUAUGGCCGUCAGCUGCUGCAGGCGACCAUUGUCCUCUGUCAGUCUCUGCGCUGCACCACCCGCUCGUCCGGAGACACGCUGCCGCGCCUGAACCGCGUGUGGAAACAGUUCAGCGUCAGUGCUGACGAGCGCCAGCAGAGGCUGGAGCUGUCGCUGAGGCUUCCACACCCUGCUGAGAAGGUAUUCCAGCUGGAGAGCGUGGAGGCGGAGUCUCUGGAUGAAGUUGACGCUUCGGGAAAAGCGGUUCUGGACAGACUGACGUCUGCUGUCGUCUUCCCCGACGGGAGUGAGCAGUGUUUCGGGAGCCCCGCUGACAUGGCUGCAGCAGCUGAGGGCGUGAGAGAGCGCCUCCUGCUGGUGGAGGAGAGACGGCUGCAGCUGCAAGAUGCAGUGCUUCAUAAUGACCAGGAGGAGGAGCUCAACAAGCAGGAGACGCGGCUAGACGUGAUAGGGGAGGAAUUUAAUGAGAUGGAGGAGGAAGAUGGGGCGGGGCCACAGGACUGCUAACGUGCUGUGGUCUUAGCUGGUUGUUAGCGUUAGCAUUAACGUUAAGCUGCUGACCGUCAUCAGACGUCACUGGUUUCAGUUACCCAUCAGCCCCUUCAUCUCCUUUUGCUCGUCUGGAACGCGGCGCCAUCUAGCGGUGUGCUUUCUGCGUCCAUGGGGGGCAGAUUCUAACCUGUGAUCCUGAUCGUGCAACUAAUCAAUAGCCCUAAUUUCCAGAUCAAAGAGUCCGGAUCCAGUCUGGAUCUGGAUUCUCUCCGCGGGAAUCCAUUCACGUGCUGUUACAAUAUUCUGCCGACUGAGAGGAAGCUUCGCUGAUACAGCCCAACAGGAAAUGUUAGCCACCCGCGGCCACGUGCCAUAGCCGUUCUUUACGCUGAGGUCACGGCCGUGCGGUCUUUGAGUAAUGUCUCCCGACAUAACCAACCUCCCAGCAUGCAGCUUGUUGUUGGAGGUGGAAGCAGAAUCCAUGGUGCUAACGUGGUUACCACGGUUACCAGUCUCAGUACCUCAUUUCCUUCUCUGCUUCCUUCCUUCCUUGUCCACGAGGAGGGCUGAGCCAUGGGUGGAGCUUGUGUCAGGUGUCCAGUGACGAUGAAGGUCACACAAAACAAAUCCUCCCUGUCACCACCACGAAGGCUCCACCUCUGUCUCCAAGUGGGCGGAAUAACUGCUGAUGUGGCCAGCGUUCAUGAUGACAUCAUUUCCUGUGCCUCAGCCUCACGUCUGCUGCUCUUUGUUCCUUUAAGCUGAUUGGAUGUCCUCUAAAUAAUAAAACCCUUAAAAAAAAAGACUGCGUUUAUCCAAAGUUAAUCAGUGACUCCGCCCCCUGAAAGCUCUUGGGAACUGUUGACCUCUGACCCCUGGUCUGCUGCUUGCCUUUUUUUAAUGAAAGUUGCUGAAUGGUUGCAGUGUUUGACCUCUGCUGACCCUGUGUACUCACUCAUGAUGUAAUGAUGACAUCAUCCUCUA